AUGAGCAGCACACAAGACAUCAAACCGAACGAAAGGGUUGUCAUCAAGAGAACCACCAUUAAUAGAAUUGUAGAGGCCCGUCAGAAACGAAGGGAACUCCGCGAACGGUUGAGCGUCAUCAGAAAGAAGAAGAACAGAGUCACCAUCAAAAUCAGUUUGUACAGUCUCCUUCAAAAACGCCGCUCGUUGAUUGCGCAAGAGUCUAAGAAACGUCGUGUUGAGCGGAAUGUGCUGAAAGGCGGUGUAGCUGGUAUAGAAGGACUCAUAGCAGUCAUCACAGUGAAAAACCCUAGAACGGCGGCGUAUUACACCAAAGACUUUUUGAACGAACUUGACAUCAAUAAACAGUUCACUGUUCGUUUCAUCCACGCAGACGACGAAAUUAUUAAAAAACUGUACAUCAGCGAAAAUUACGUUCUUUUUGGGAAAGUCACAGAAGACACCGUCAGGCAACUCAUAUUGAAGAAAGGAGAAGUUAUUGUCAAUGGCGUCCCAUGCGCUAUUAAGUCAAACAAAGUUGUCAGAGAUGCGUUUGCGGGGAAGUACGACGAAAUCGAAUGUGUCGAAGACUUGGUCAAUGCCGUGUUGGACAAGAAAUACGCAGAAUACAUCAACAAGAUUCUCUGCCCUUUCCAAGUCGCCGGGACAGACUCCGAGUUCAUCAAAACCAAAAACGGACACGUCGAUAACCUCGACGAGGCACUUAUCGCUUUGAUUUAA
Molecule: messenger RNA, 720 nt
Organism: Entamoeba invadens IP1
Lineage: Eukaryota; Evosea; Mastigamoebida; Endamoebidae
Exons: 1
Coding region: 1-720 (239 amino acids)
Biological process (GO): maturation of LSU-rRNA from tricistronic rRNA transcript (SSU-rRNA, 5.8S rRNA, LSU-rRNA)
Cellular component (GO): cytosolic large ribosomal subunit
Molecular function (GO): structural constituent of ribosome; RNA binding
Source: RefSeq, a predicted model, not a curated record